Molecule: messenger RNA, 2334 nt
Organism: Trichogramma pretiosum
Lineage: Eukaryota; Metazoa; Arthropoda; Insecta; Hymenoptera; Trichogrammatidae
Product: homeobox protein aristaless-like 4
Exons: 4
Coding region: 1-1716 (571 amino acids)
Biological process (GO): regulation of transcription by RNA polymerase II
Cellular component (GO): nucleus
Molecular function (GO): sequence-specific double-stranded DNA binding; DNA-binding transcription factor activity, RNA polymerase II-specific
Source: RefSeq, a predicted model, not a curated record
AUGGAACAGUUGGCGCAUUUCGUCUCGAAGAGCUUCAUCGCCGUCAGCCCCGAAGAGGACGACAACGAAUCGGACGAUGCCCGCGCCACCAGCGUGCCACUGAAGCGUGCUCAGCAGCAGCAGGACGAGGAUCGGGCCGACCUCGCGAGCUCCCAAGCCAACAACAAGAGACUGACCGCCAAGAUGACGUUGCUGAGCGUCGCCCGACUGGUCGGUCGAGACGACAACGACAACGUGCCAGCCGACAAGAGCGACAGGUCCGAGAACGAGGAGAAGCAGCUGUCGCAGGACGAGGACGAGCCAAGAGUGCGCGUCAAGCUGCAGGACAAAGUGAGUGACGAGCAGUUGGACGCGGAUCGGAUUCGGAGCAACUCGUCCAGGGACGAGUCGCGUGACUCUUCGGAGCUUCGACAGGAGACUGAGCCAAACAACCAAAUGGACGUUGAUUCCAAUCCUUACCGUCAUCCGCAUCAGCAUCAUCAUCCACACCAAUAUCAGCAUCAUCAUCUUCAUCAUCGUCAACUUCAUCAAAAAGUUCACAUAAGCGAGCUCGCGGCGAGUAUAAAAGACGCGCCGCCCGAUUCCCCGGAAGAUCUGUCCAUCGGCUCGAAUCAUCACCAGCAGGCCACGCAAAUGCCUCGAAGCACCAGUCAAAUGAGCACAACGUUAGCGAAACCGCCGGAACUGAAAUUAUCCGUGAGAAAAUUAUUGGGCUGCACACCGUCGCCGCCGCCUGAGAGCAGCAACAGAUCGAGGUCCUGCAGUCCCGUCGCAGUCGAGUUCAAUAGUGGCUCGCAGCGGCUUCAUCGUUGCAGUCCAGAUGCUCCGUCGCAGCAGCAGCAACAACAGCAGCUCAGGCAUCCGGCGGCUGCCAGACUACGAUUGAUGCACGAAGACAUCGCUACGUCCAGUCCGUCCGGCAAAGGCGAAGGAACGUCAUCGAAUCACAACAACAACAGCCUCCUGCGUAGCAAUCCGAGCGGCAACGGUGCAUCGGCCAACGGCAGCAGCAGCAGCAGCGGCAGCUCGAGCGGCCCAAGCAGCACCGCAGGCCCCGGUGGUAACGGCAAACAACGCAGAUCUCGGACGAACUUCACCCUGGAGCAGCUGGCGGAGCUCGAGAGGCUGUUCGACGAGACGCACUACCCGGACGCGUUCAUGCGCGAGGAACUGAGCCAGCGACUGGGCCUGAGCGAGGCUCGCGUCCAAGUCUGGUUCCAGAACAGACGCGCCAAGUGCCGCAAGCACGAGAGCCAGAUGCACAAAGGCGUGGGCGGAGGCAUGGUACUGGCCCCUCGGAGCCCACCGACGUCGCUGGACUCGUGCCGGGUCGCGCCCUACCUUCCGGCGCUUCGGCUCCAUCACGCGGCCCAGCUCCAGUCGCAGUCGUGCACCUCCGCGGCCAACGGAGCCGCUGCCCCGAGCGCCAACUCCACCAGCAGUGCCUUCGACCCGGCUGUGCUCCACUACGCCGCGGCCGGGGGGCUCUUUUGCCUGCCCCACGCCGGGCCCGCCACCCCGAGCGGCGCCGCCACGCCACGCCACGUCGGACACGCCAACUCCUCUUUGAGCCUGGGGGUGUCCCUGGCAGCGGCUGCGGCUGCUGCGGCGGCGGCCGCCGCGGCCAGCACCAGGUCCAAGAGCAGCAGUAUCGCCGACCUGAGGCUCAAGGCUCGAAGGCAUCAGGAGGCUCUGGGCCUCGACAGGACGGCCUAGAGCUCGAGUCCACUGCCAAAGCAUUCUUUCAAGCCGACAAUUGUGAUCUCUGUACGUUAAUGUUACUCCCUAUCCGAGGGCUUAUAAUUAUCAUUACGUAGUGAUAAAAGUUUUACGAGUGCGCGACGAUGACGCAUCGACUUUAUUUAAACGUUGUCUCGUCCAUAAUCAAAAGGGCAGCUCUCUAAUCAAAAGUAUAGACAGCGAGCUGCUAUGUAAAAUAGAAAGGGGGGUGCGAACUGGCGAGAACUGAAAUUGCUCCGCUCGAAAUGAAAAAAAAAAAAAUAAAUAAUGAGGUGGAAAUUCAUGCACGGCGAAAGGUACGAAAGUAUACGUGUAAAUUAUUAUUAAAUAGACAAAAAACGAAAGAAACGUUCUAGCUUCGAUCGAUGUGCAUCAGCGUUAUAUAUAAGCUUGACCUCAUGUUCUUACUUGUUGUUUGUUGAUUUUAUUUAUUUAUUUAUUUUUUUAAUUUUUUGAAUAUAGAAAAUAGCAUAAUUAUCGCAAGCAUAAAUUUAAGAUACAGUGUAAAGUGAUGCAAAAGUAGCAGAAGAAAAAAGUUGUGUAUAGAUUAUUUGUCAAGUAUUCAUGUAAUGACUUCCGAUUCAACAAUAAAAA